Molecule: messenger RNA, 582 nt
Organism: Recurvomyces mirabilis
Lineage: Eukaryota; Fungi; Ascomycota; Dothideomycetes; Mycosphaerellales; Teratosphaeriaceae
Gene: FUR1
Product: Uracil phosphoribosyltransferase, synthesizes UMP from uracil
Exons: 3
Coding region: 1-582 (193 amino acids)
Cellular component (GO): cytoplasm
Source: RefSeq, a predicted model, not a curated record
AUGAUCCGCGACGAAAACACCAACCGCGCCGACUUCAUCUUCUACAGCAACCGCAUCAACCGGCUCCUCGUCGAAGAAGCCCUGAAUCACCUCCCCGUUCUACCCCACACCAUCACCACCCCCGUCGGUCGCUCCUACGCCGGCGUGAAGUUCGAAGGCAAGAUCUGCGGUGUUUCGAUCAUGCGUGCGGGCGAAGCGAUGGAGCAAGCGCUACGGGAAUGCUGUAGGAGUGUACGGAUCGGCAAGAUUCUGAUCCAGAGGGAUGAGGAGACGAGUCAGCCGAAGUUGUUUUAUGAUAAGUUGCCUGAGGAUAUUAAGGAGAGGUGGGUUUUGUUGUUGGACCCUAUGCUUGCUACUGGUGGAUCGGCACUGAUGGCUGUUGACGUGUUGCGAUCGAGAGGUGUACCCGAAGAGCACAUCUGCUUCCUCAACCUCAUCGCAUCACCCGAGGGUGCCGCGAACUUUGCGCAAAAGUUUCCGAAGGUGCGGAUCGUGACGGCUUUCGUGGAUCAAGGCUUGAAUGAGAAGAACUACAUCGUACCAGGCCUAGGCGAUUUUGGUGACAGGUUCUACACUCUAUAA